UUUACAUCUCAAUGUCAUAAUUAUGUCAAAUUGGUGUUGCAUAAGCUUGUGUUGUUUCUAGUUUUGGAGAAAAUUGACUCUAUUAAAUGGGAAGAUGAGGUGGUAGGAGCAUUACUUUUCUGCACUAAAUGUUCCUUAGUGUUCAUGCUGUUGUUCCUUGAGGUGGCAAUCAUACUUUGCACUCAGCAUUUUUGAGUUUCUAAGAUUUUAAAGUAAUCGACAUUAAUGUACUUACAAUUUUGUGUCACCCUUAUAGUUGAGGAUGACUGAUAAAUACCCAUAAAUAGCCACUUAAAUUGCAACUGCCUUUUAUUAGAUUUCAAUUAAUUUUUGUUAGGAAAACCAUAUAUCUUUUCUUCUUGAAAUGUUAUGUUGUAAACUGAAUGGACCACAUUUAUGGAAGCCAAAAUUUUAAUUUUUAAUAGUAUCAAGCUUUCCAUUUCUCAAUACAGGAGAGGAAGCCAUGGAAGUGAAGUAGAUAAUAAUUGAAUAUUACAAUAUUCAUUAGAAGUAAAUAUGCUGAUAUUCAACAUCAUAUCAGAGCAUUGGUAAUGGUGAUAAAGUUUGCGUGUAUGCUCAUUUUAAAGAUGUACAUAUUAUUUUCUUAAUUGCAAAUGUUAUUUCCAUUCAAAAUAGAAUAAAGGAAAAAAAUUCCUCACUUCCUCACCCCCCUCAUUUCUUUUUUCCUUUUCUUCUUCUUUUCUUUCUUAAUUUAUGGAUAACAUGUGUAUUCGGACUUUUGGCCCAACUAAUCCCAUGGGUACCUCCGUACCUGCUAAGUACCUUGUCAACAGGUCCUUGGUGAGGCUCCACAUUCAAUGGUGGUGGUUGUGGCCCAUUGUAAUUGUUUGCACUCAAAUGAUGUUGGAGGAUUCAAACUUGUGUUUUCAAUAUGGUUUACAUCACACCUUACCACUUGAUCAUAACCUACUGAAAGAAAAAAUCCAUACAUCUUUUCUUCAUGGGACUCCUGUUUUCCAGUCCAAGAGCUUGAUACUGAGAAGUGGAAACAAAAGCUAUCAACCAUUUUUCUUUAGAAAGAGAAAACUAGAGAAGGCUUCUCGCCAGAAGCACCAGUUAAAUCCUUCCUUCAGAAAACAUGAUGAUAAUGAGGCUGGUAUUUUUGUGAAAUUGUUGAGGAGAUGAAGGAUUGUGAUACUUCAACAUGGGAUAAUGUUGUAUUCAACUAUUCAUUCCUCCUGGUUAUGAUGCUUUGCCUUCAACUGAUCCAAGCUGGCUAUCAGAAACUGCAUGAAUAGGUGUUUUUUUUUUAGCAGUCAGGGUGUUCCUCUUUCUUCUAGUCAAAGAGUGCAACAUGAAGCGUCCAAUGUGACGGUCCAGCAAUUAAGAAAUUAGUGAAUCUCAGAGGGAAACAAUAAUGCAAGGCGAGGCCCCAUCCACCGGCACCGCCAUGCCUGCACUUGCUUCUUUCUGUACUAAAAUUAUAUCUAUUUGUAUCCAUGCACUUCAACUUCACCAACUCCUUGCCCCUACGACUCACACUCAUUCUAAAUUUCCUCGUGGGAAUCUCCGUUAAUAUAUUAAUGUCUGCGCCCUUAGAUUAGAUCAGGGAAAAUAUUAUAUUUAUAGUGUCAAAAAAAAUUUAUAAUUUAUAA
This is a messenger RNA of Rubroshorea leprosula, 1616 nucleotides long. NCBI's taxonomy places the organism in Eukaryota, Viridiplantae, Streptophyta, Magnoliopsida, Malvales, Dipterocarpaceae. The record is from the annotation of a GenBank genome assembly.